UAACGCUGUCAAUUCGAACAAGUUUGACCCCUCUGUUCCUCAUUCAAUCAAUAUCUUUGGUCAAGAGGUAUUUAAGUCUUAUUCAUCCCGUUGUACCUGAAACCUAGCUUGUCUUGCGAUUGCAAAGCUACCUACCUAUCUUACUCAUAUUCUAUCCUGCAAAACAGCCCAUAUUCCGUGUUAAUUUCUACACAAUCAUCUAUCAAAAUGUCUUCUUCAAGCCAGACCAAGUACCCCAAGAAAGCCAAUGCUCCCAACGAAGCAUCUGUGGUGCUUCUCCGCAGUCUAUGCGAACGUCUCAAGCCCAUGCUAAACACCGCCGUCUAUCUCAGCCAGGAGCAACUGAAGGAUCUUGGGGUCGAGUGUGCAGGGCUUGACCUCGACACCGGAAAACCAACAGAUAAAGGUCCAAGGUUUCUCCAGUUGGCAUCGAUGAGUCAGAUGGAGACCCUGGCUGAAAAGGCAAACCUGAUUGAUAUGGACGUCGUCCAGGACUCGACGGAGAACGACUGGCAUACAAUGCGUUUUAUUUCGUACUUUUACUUGACAUUAUUCCGAUUGGUCCCUGAAGAGGACCACCCGGAUCGGCAAACCAUUCUCCAGAAGACACCGUGGUCCAUUACCAAUUUCGAAUAUAUUGGCAAUUCUACCGCAGAGGGAUGCCACUGGGUUGUUGGUUUCGCCUUGAAAGUUUCUGACAAAUCUAUGCCAGAUGUAGUAUGCUUCCUUGGAAACGAAGAACCACUCAGGGACGACGAGAUCUAUACCAGCGAACUUUGGUGCAUUUCUCGGUUCGGCGGCGGUGAAUUGAUAAAGAAGGAAUACCGUCAUCAUCAGACAGCGCCUGUCACCGUUGUAUCAGUUUCGGGCAGAAGCCUUCGUGUGGUGCAAGGUUAUACCGAUGGGCGCGUUGUCGUGCGGAAGUCGCCUAUUUACGAGCUUGAUAGCGACGAUGAGACUAACUUGUCGGUACUCCUGAAGUUCGCUCCCUGGUUCUUGGGCCAUCCAUGCAGAGAAUGACUGGAUCAUCUGGGCUAAUUUGCGGUUUAACUUGGGAUUGUCAUGAGAUUGAUCUCCUUGAGUUUAUCUACCUACAUAUUGCCGACAAUACUUAUCAAUGAAAGUCUCCUUUGUUCAUCUACAUACACACAGACACUCUAAAUUGCAAGACACGCCUAGAUAGCUUCUCUAAAAUUCAUAUCUCUAUAGCUGCAUGGUAUAUUUCUUGCUUUUUCUCUUCGAGAAGGUGUGCAACUACGAUGCUCUCAUAUUGACAUCUAGUUUCUAAAGAAAAGUAAAUCCCAAGUAAGAUUAACA
Molecule: messenger RNA, 1317 nt
Organism: Daldinia loculata
Lineage: Eukaryota; Fungi; Ascomycota; Sordariomycetes; Xylariales; Hypoxylaceae
Exons: 3
Coding region: 208-1020 (270 amino acids)
Source: RefSeq, a predicted model, not a curated record